AUGAGCUCCAAAAACGUUGUCUUCGACGUAGUCGGCACCCUCGUCGGCUACGACCACCUCUUCGCCGCCAUCGACCACCAACUCGGCGAGCGCCUACGCGCCGAAGGCAUCAAGCCCUCACUGCUAGGCUACACCUGGAUCGAGGUCGCCGAGCGCGAAUACACAUACCUCAGCAUGUCAGGAAAAUACACCGUCUUCGCCGACGUCUUCCGCGCCCUGUUCUACCGGAUGCUCUGGAUGGCCGGGAUCUCUGAGCCGCGCGAGUUCGCAUCAGAUAAGGACCUCGAGUAUAUCAUGGAGCAAUAUGCCGGACUCACAAUGCGACCUGGUGCAGCGGAGUGUGUGCAGAAGCUGCGCGAUGCUGGGUUUAGGGUUUGGUGCUUUACCGCGGGGGAUAUCAAGCGGGUUGGUGGGUACUUUGCGCGUGCGGGCAUUGAGAUGGCAGCUGAGGAUCUGCUCUCGUGUGAUUCUGCUGGUGUUGGGAAGCCUGACCCUGCGGCGUAUCGGCCAUUGCUGGAUAAAUUGGUCGCGGAGAAUGGGGGCAGGGUGCCUUGGUUUGCGGCUGGGCAUAUGUGGGAUGUUUCGGCGGCGAGGAGGGCUGGGUUUAAAGGGGCGUAUUCGUCAAUCUGGGAGAAGGAACCGUUGACGGAGCUGUUUGGCGAGAUGGAUGUCAUUGAUGAGACUUUGCCCGGAAUGGCUGAUAAGAUCAUUGCGCACCAGACUUCUGCCUAA
Aspergillus puulaauensis is the source of this 732-nucleotide messenger RNA. RefSeq lists its product as uncharacterized. The record is from RefSeq and is a predicted model, not a curated record. NCBI's taxonomy places the organism in Eukaryota, Fungi, Ascomycota, Eurotiomycetes, Eurotiales, Aspergillaceae. Bases 1 to 732 code for a protein of 243 amino acids. The transcript is spliced from 2 exons.